Messenger RNA from Cucurbita moschata (crookneck pumpkin), 1268 nucleotides. Its product is annotated as patatin-like protein 2. Gene Ontology annotation, biological process: lipid metabolic process. NCBI's taxonomy places the organism in Eukaryota, Viridiplantae, Streptophyta, Magnoliopsida, Cucurbitales, Cucurbitaceae. Bases 5 to 1171 code for a protein of 388 amino acids. The record is from RefSeq and is a predicted model, not a curated record. Gene Ontology annotation, molecular function: monoacylglycerol lipase activity; glycerophospholipase activity. The transcript is spliced from 6 exons.
AACCAUGGCAGCUGAUCUUCCAAAAUCGAAGAUGACAACUAUUUUGAGUAUCGAUGGAGGUGGCAUCAGAGGCAUCAUUCCUUCAACUAUUCUAGCUUUUCUCGAGUCCAAGCUUCAGGAAUUGGAUGGCCCGGAUGCAAGAAUAGCGAAUUACUUCGAUUUAAUUGCUGGAACAAGUACAGGUGGUUUAAUUACUAUCAUGCUUACAGCUCCGAACAAAGACAAGAAGCCUUUAUAUGCAGCCAAAGAUCUAACCAACUUCUUUUUGGAACGUUCUCCAAAAAUUUUCCCCCAAAAAAACCAUUUAUUCAGCUCAGUCACCAAUUUAUUUAGUAAAGCUUUGGGGCCAAAGUACGAUGGAAAAUACUUGAGGACAUUGCUGAAUGACCAACUUGGGGACACAACUCUUAAGGAAACGUUGACAAAUGUUGUUAUUCCUGCGUUUGACAUCAAUCAUCUUCACCCUGUGAUCUUCUCCAAUGUUAAGGCAAGGUGGGAUGAAUUGAAGAAUCCAAAGUUGGCAGAUGUGUGCAUCAGUACAUCUGCAGCACCAACUUACUUGCCAGCAUAUGAAUUUCAAACAACCAACUCCAUGGGAAAUACUCACGUUUUCAAUAUGGUUGAUGGUGGAGUUGCAGCAAACAACCCAACCCUGGCUGCCAUAACCCAAGUAUCCAAAGGGACAAACAUUUGUGAACCCUUCAAGACCAAGCCCAUGGAAACAGAAAGGAUGCUAGUCCUUUCUUUAGGCACUGGAGCAGCUAAGAAUGAAGGAAAGUACAGUGCUACCAAAGCUGCAAAAUGGGGCAUGUUUAAUUGGGUUUAUGACAAUGGGGCCACUCCAAUAGUUGAUAUCUUCAGCGAUGCAAGUUCCGAUAUGGUCGACUUUCAUGUUGGUUCUUUCUUUCAAUCUUUCCGUUGCCACAAAAACUAUCUUCGCAUUCAGGAAACGGAUUUGAGUGGGGAAGUAGCAUUAGUUGAUAUUGCAACAGAGCAAAACUUGAAGAAGCUGACAGAGGUGGGGAAGGAGCUGUUAAAGAAAGCGGUGUCGAGGGUAAACUUAGAAACUGGAGAAUACGAGGCUGUUGAUGGAGAAGGUACAAAUGAAGAAGCCCUCACUCAAUUUGCCAAAAGGCUUUCUCAACAGAGAAAGCUUCCACUCAGCCCUUGAAUCACUCGGUUCUCUUUCUAUUUUUAAACUUAUAUCAUAUUGGUUACUUUAAACUUACGUUGGUAUGUCAUUUUUUUACUUAAUCUAAAAUAUAUUA